This is a messenger RNA of Mucor velutinosus, 213 nucleotides long. RefSeq names its product Protein phosphatase 2C 2. The transcript has a single exon. The coding region runs from base 1 to 213 and encodes 70 amino acids. Lineage: Eukaryota; Fungi; Mucoromycota; Mucoromycetes; Mucorales; Mucoraceae. The record is from RefSeq and is a predicted model, not a curated record.
AUGGAUAGUGUCAUUGAUCAUGUACAUUGGACAAAAUCAUCAUUAGCUGUGUUUGCAGACGAAUGGAUUGGAGAUCCAACACCACAAGAAUUCAUUGCAAUUCCUGAAGCAGAAGAAUUCAAUUUCGAUGUGAAUCUAGAAAUACAGCUCAAUCAAAAGGAAAACAAGAAACGCCAAAAGACAGAAUGGAAGCCCAAUCCAAUGGAAGUCUGA